Messenger RNA from Prionailurus viverrinus (fishing cat), 4444 nucleotides. Its product is annotated as zinc finger protein 77-like. Gene Ontology annotation, biological process: regulation of cytokine production; negative regulation of transcription by RNA polymerase II; regulation of immune system process. Lineage: Eukaryota; Metazoa; Chordata; Mammalia; Carnivora; Felidae. The transcript is spliced from 4 exons. The record is from RefSeq and is a predicted model, not a curated record. Bases 725 to 2635 code for a protein of 636 amino acids.
UCGGGGGCAAGUGGGGGUGGCUGAGGUGGAAGACCCCCGCCCCCCCACCUGACAGAUAAAAUCAAAUCCACACUUGGUUAAGGAGACUUUGUUCUUGCUAAAAAACAAAAUUCAGCUGAGUAAUUGGCUUUAUUCAAUGAUUCAUGAAUCGGGCAGCAUGCCAUCUCGCGGAUACAAGGGAGCUCGGAGGAGCUGCACAAAAUGAAAGGCUCACAGGCAGGAGGAGUGGGGACAGGAAGUUCUAUUAGACAAAAAGUGGACGGAUGGUGGGAGGUCACCUUUCCUUCCGGGAGGGCAGGGGUCUAGCAGCCCGGCGACCUCACUAGUGCUGACCAGGUCGUUCCUGAUUGACUGGUUUAAGAUUCCAUUUCUGGGAGAGGCCGAAACUGCAGUUAAGUUAACUCUUGGUCUGGUGACAAGGAGCUUAGUAUGAGGGACUCCAUUUUGGCUCUGUUGUCUUGUUUUUAACAUUCCGAAGACCGCUGCAGAGGACACUGGGUUCGGAGACUCCCCCCACCCCCCACCCCCAGCACCUCCAAUACUCAGAAACGGGCUUUCUGUAUGAUGAGCAGUGACCGAAAGGUGUCUGGACAGGAACGGGCUCCCUGUGCUCGGAGGUUUCUUUGCUCAGGCCUCUGUGGUCUUUGAGGAUGUGGCUGUGUACUUCACCCCGGAAGAGUGGGCUUUGUUGGAUCGAGGUCAGAGGAAGCUCUACAGAGAUGUGAUGCUGGAGACCUGCAGGAACCUGGCCGCAGUGGAUUGUUGCACUCAAGUUAAAACUUGUGGAUCAAGGACUCAGCUGACUAUUUUGGAGAAUGAACUAUCCAGUGAAGAGAAAAUAGUAAGAUUUACAAGAAAUGAUCCCUGGGCUCUUUUUCGAGAAAACCCGGUGUUUCAUAACAUUGGUGAUCAGUCCCAAUCCCAGGAGAGGCGUUUGAGAAGUCCUUUGGUGGAGAGUGUCUGUGAACGUAUUGAAGGAGAUCAAUGUGGAGAAACCCUGAACCCGAUUACAAGUCUUACUGUGCAUGAGGGGUGUCCCACUGGAGGCAAAUCCUGUGAAUGUGCUAAGUGUAGAGAAGCCUUCGCAGAUGGUUCCUUCCUUGAGAAACUGCGAAGAUCUCACCCAGGACUCAAACCUAGUCCUGGUGAGGAGUGUGGCCCAGCCUGCAGCUCUGUCUCGAGCCUCAGCACUCACGUGGACGCAGACCUUGUAGAGAAACCCUAUGAAGGUCAGGACGCCGGGAGAGCAUCGGAGACGUACGCGAAGAGUCUCAGUAGUAAAAUAUCUCUAGAGUGCAAGAAAUGUGGAAAAGCUUUCACUUGCACGUCUUCCUUUCAGGGUCAUGUGCGAGGUCCCUGUGGACAGAGGGUCCAUGCGUGUGACGUGUGUGGGAAAACCUUCGUGUAUCACUCCUACCUUACACGUCAUGUGAGAACUCACACGGGGGAGAGACCCUAUGAAUGUAUGGAGUGUGGGAAAACCUACAGUUGCCUCUCAUAUUUUCGAGAACACAUGAGAUCACACACUGGAGAGAAACGCUAUGGAUGUAAGGAGUGUGGCAAGACAUUCAAGUGCCCUGCAUCCCUGCAGGGACACCUGAUGACGCACACUGGAGAGAGACCUUAUCUGUGUCAGCAGUGUGGGAAAGCCUUCAGUUGUCCCAAAUACUUUCGAAGACACGUGAGAACGCACAGUGGGGCGAAGCCCUAUGAAUGUACGUUAUGCGAGAAAGCCUAUAGUUGUUCCUUAUCCCUCCGGGAGCACGUGAGGACGCACAGCGAAGAGAGGCCCUAUGAGUGUAAGGAGUGUGGGAAGGCUUUCAGACACCCCCGAUACUUCCAGAGGCACGUGAGGAUGCACAGCGGGGUGAAACCCUAUGUGUGUAAGGAGUGUGGGAAAGCGUACAGUAGUUCCACGUCGCUUCAGGAACACGUGAGGUCGCACACGGGGGAGAGACCCUUUGAAUGCCAGCAGUGUGGGAAAGCCUUCACGCGUCACUCCUCCCUCCAAGGUCACGUGAGAGCACACAGCUUGGAGAAACGUUACGAGUGUACGCAGUGCGGGAAGGCCUUCCGUUGGUCCUCGUCCUUGCAGAAGCACGUGAGAACGCACCGUGAAGAGAAGCCCUACGAGUGCCAGCAGUGCGGCAAAGCCUUCUGGUAUCCCGCGAACCUGCGGGCGCACGUCAAGACCCACACGGAGGAGAGGCCUUACGAGUGUCCGCACUGUGGGAAAGCCUUCAGUUGUCACUCCUCCCUGCAAGUACACGCGAGAAAGCACAACGGAGUGAAACCCUACGAGUGUAAGGAGUGUGGGAAGGCCUUCUGGUAUCCCGUGAACCUGCGCGCUCACGUGAGGACGCACACGGGAGAGAGACCUUACGAGUGCCAGCAGUGUGGCAAGGCCUACAGGUGUCCCGCAAACCUGCGGGUCCACGUGAGGACGCACACGGGGGAGAGACCCUACGAAUGCCAGCAGUGCGGGAAGGCCUUCAGGUAUCCCGCAAACCUGCGGGCGCACGUGAGGACACACACCGGGGAGAGACCCUACGAAUGUCCGCACUGCGGGAAGGCCUUCAGGUACCCCACAAACCUGCGGGCGCACGUGAAGAUGCACACCGGGGAGAAACCCUGAAUACACAAUCACGCUGUUUUCCCUCAUAUCUUAUUGUAAGUCCAGUCAGACACACGGGCAAGAAACGUGAUGUACGAGUGUAAAGAAUGUUGGAGAACCUUCAGGCAUAGCACCUCAUUUAUUUUGUACAUAAAGCGUCAGGGCUGGACGGCAGUUUUUGUUAUAAAUUUUCUCGUGCCUCAGAAGUGCCUCGUCUGUAAUAGGGAUCUCUGUUGUAUUUAUUUCCACUGCAUGCUGCUGAUAUGAACACCCAAGAUAAAACAUUCCUGAACAUCCCCAGUUUCUGUAUGAAAUAUAUUUUGCUAUCUCAGACAUAAAAAGACUGUACAGUUCUAUAAAAUGUGUCUCAUUUCCACGACGAUGUCUUCUGGACCCAGGGCUGAUCAGUGGUCUGUACUUAUAUCUCGUCCUCUGGUGCAGAGACUAGAAUUCCCCGACUCCGCCCUGCCCCUCCUCGCGGUCUUUAUUAUUGAAAGUUGUGUCUCCACGUGUGCUGUUGCUGCCGUGUGCCCACCUGUGUUCUCCAUGACGUUAGUAAACGUGCAAGGAUACUGGAGGAGGACAGUCUCCUCUGAUUGUGUUUGUAGUUUGACCUUCGCUCAUCGCCUUUGGUCUCGGUUGUUCAUCAGUCAUGACCUGUUGAGUUAUGAAGAGUAACUGUUGGGGGUGCCCGGGUGGCUCAGUGGGUUAAGCGCCCCACUCUUGAUUUCAACUCAGGUUAUGAGCUUGCGGUUCGUGGGAUUGAGCCCCGUGUCAGGCUCUGCGCUGAUAGCGCGCUCUCUCUCUUUCUCUCUCUCUCUCUCAAAAUAAAUACAUAAACUUAAAAAAGAAGAGAAACCUUGUGGCUUGAAGUGGAAAGCUAGUGUCCGGCUGGUUCUGCUGAGUUUCGUCGUGAGCCUUGUGAGGCGGGAGGCCGUCUGUCCCAGAGUCCUCCUCUGUGUGGCUCUGAGAGGAAGGCCCUGAGAAGAGAAGCUGUGUGGGGCUUGGAGAGCAGCAGUGAGGAACCGUGAUUCUCCAUCCUUCCGUGCCGCCAGGGGACAGACGCGUGGGGACCCAGGUGGGCCCGAGUCACGGCGUGUCGUCCUGGCUUCUGGUCUGCCGUCUGGAACAGCCCCCAUGUAAGAAAAGUUUGACAUUAGUUCUUGUUAGCAUGUUCCAGAGACUUCCACGAGCUGUCCCGUGGCAGACCCUCUUGGCUUCCCGGUCCCCACGGAUCCUUACGUUGCCCUGUGACUCUUUGUGUCCAUGAGGCUGUCUCUUCAGGCUGUCGUGCUUAGCGAGCUCUCUUAUCCUGUGAUCCCUUCAUCUCCAUGCUUUUUCUUUACAUGAUUUCUGUGGUAAGCAUCUUGUCCCUCUCAGGGUAGGUCUGUGUCCUGCCUCCCUACCCCCUGACAGAUCGAAUGCUGUAGCCACGGAUGCAGGAAACCUCUGUCCCUGGUUGCAUUGUGGAGAGGCUGUGCUGACCCUGCCUUUCUUCUUUCUGGAUGUUUCCAUGAUUGGAAUUAGCACCUGUGAGUGUAUUUGGCAGUUUGUGGGAGUUUUGCCCUAUAGCUAGCUGACUGCUAAGAGAGAAACCCAGUAUGUUUAAUGACUGUCUGUUGUUAUGUGUGAUUUCCCGCUGUUUAAUUCUGUCAUUUUUAAUAUGUGAUUCAAAACAAUGUGCGUUUUUUUGUUUUUUGGUUUUUUUUUGGUCAAACAUGGUUUUCUACAUUGCUUCAUAGAAGUCUCAUUACCAAGGUUUUCAAAUCUAUUGCAUAAUUUUUUUUAACGUUUAUUCAUUUUUGAGAGAGAAAGAGAGUGAGUGGAGAA